Messenger RNA from Eucalyptus grandis, 1062 nucleotides. RefSeq lists its product as uncharacterized. Lineage: Eukaryota; Viridiplantae; Streptophyta; Magnoliopsida; Myrtales; Myrtaceae. Gene Ontology annotation, biological process: signal transduction. The transcript has 5 exons. The record is from RefSeq and is a predicted model, not a curated record. Bases 1 to 1062 code for a protein of 353 amino acids.
AUGUGUGCCUUUUCUCCGCUGCUAGCUGCGUACGCCUCAAGAUUCCAGAAGGGAAAAAUAAGCGUGGCCCCCCAGAAGUACGACGUGUUCCUGAGCUUCACGGGUGGAGAUUCUCGCACCUACUUCACCGAUUUCCUCUUCAAAAGCCUAUCAGCUGCUGGUCUCCAAGUGUUCAAAGACGAUGCUGGCAAUCAGCAAGGUCGUGAUCCCAUCGUCUCCGUGAUGGGAGAACAGUACCAAUGCGGCAACUUACAUAACUUUGAAGAGGCUUUUUAUGAACAUGAGAUGCAGUGCAGGCGAGAAGAAGUGCAAGAAUGGGUAGAGGCGCUGUGUUCUCUAACGAGGAUUAGCGGAUGGAUGUCACAGGCCAUUGCUAAUGGGCAUGAAGGAAAGCUGGUGAAAUUGGUCGUCGCAAAGGUUUCGAGUGAAGUAGAGAUGAGCUGGAUCAAACGGUCUUCCCUGUUCAUAGAAUCAGCAAUUCAUUAUUUUUCAGAGAAACAAAGUAGAGAAAGUAAAUGCCAAUUCAUCUUGAGCUUCCGUGGUGCUGAUACUCGUUAUAACCUUGCUGCUUUCCUCUACACCAGUCUUGUGGCCGAGGGAAUCCAAGUUUUUAAUGAUGACGAUCCACCCCUCAUAGGUAAAUAUUGUGUUCAUGAGAUACGCAAUGCCAUUGAUCACUGCAAAAUAUCCAUUCCAAUUCUCUCAAGCAAUUAUGCGUCCUCUUCAUGGUGUCUCGAGGACCUAACUCAAAUGGUUGAAUGCAAGAGAACAAAUGGGCAAAUGAUAUUGCCCAUCUUCUAUAAAGUGAACACGUCACAUGUGCGAGAUGUGUCGCACUUGUUUGGAAAGCACAUGCUUCAACAUAAGCAGCUGGUUGACGAAAUUACUUAUGAGCAGUGGGAACAAGCUCUCAAAGAGGUUGGCUCCUACAGGGGAUGGGUAUCAGAGAAUAUUGCGAAUGGGCACGAAGCCGUACCUGUGAAAGAGGUCGUGAAGGAGGUUUCAAGGAUGUUGAACAAUCCCCAAACACAUGAUCCCCCGUCCCCAUCCACUGAAUAUUAA